This is a messenger RNA of Cygnus olor (mute swan), 14481 nucleotides long. It is a transcript of the gene PSTPIP1, whose product is annotated as proline-serine-threonine phosphatase interacting protein 1. Gene Ontology annotation, biological process: actin filament polymerization. The transcript is spliced from 15 exons. Gene Ontology annotation, molecular function: actin filament binding. Lineage: Eukaryota; Metazoa; Chordata; Aves; Anseriformes; Anatidae. The coding region runs from base 481 to 1701 and encodes 406 amino acids. Gene Ontology annotation, cellular component: actin filament; plasma membrane; cytoplasm. The record is from RefSeq and is a predicted model, not a curated record.
GUAUUGUGCUGGUUUCCUUUGCAUGUUAAUUGCUCUCACUCCUCCCGUAGCUGAUCAGAUCACACCACUGAAUCAACUUUUCUUUCUCUUUUUCUGCCCACUGCUCGCAUGCACACAUGGCAAGGAGCAGACUGACACCAUUUGACAUCUCCUUGCUUCCUCAUUUCAAUAUUAACUGUUUACCAGAAGAGAAACUGGUUUGGGGGUAGGGUGCUGAGUGCAUGCAUGUCUCUGUGUGUGAGCAAAAGCUUUUUUUUCUCCUCGGUCCCUCUGCAGCUAUAGGUCAUUACACAGAGCUACCUGAAACUGCCUAAUGCUAGUUUUCACCAGCUUGACUUGAGAAGAGACGUUUCUGUGGAUGUGCUCCCCGUUCUGCCUGGGCUGGGGUACAGCAACAACUGCAGGGCUCGGUGUUGCUGCUGCUCUCGUCUGAGAACCAACGUGCUGAGGGAUUGCUUCACCCUCCCCAGAGCGAGCACAAUGACACAGCUGCAGUUUAAAGAUGCGUUUUGGUGCAAGGAGUUCACCUUACACACCGGCUAUGAGGUGCUUGUGCAGCGACUGUUGGAUGGGAGGAAGAUGUGCAAAGAUGUGGAGGAUUUACUCAAGCAGAGAGCGCAAGCAGAAGAGAGAUAUGGGAAAGAGCUGGUUCAAAUUGCCCGAAAAGCAGGAGGACAAACAGAAAUCAACACGCUGAAGGCAGCAUUUGAGAGGCUUAAGCAACAAAUUGAAAGCGUUGGAAACUCUCACAUCCAGCUAGCAGUCAUGCUGAAGGAUGAACUGAAAGGAAUAGAGGAGUUCCGAGAAAGACAGAAGGAGCAAAGAAAAAAGUACGAGUCUGCAAUGGAGCGCAUGCAAAAGAGCAAGUUGUCCUACUAUAAGAAAACAAUGGAGUCAAAGAAGACGUACGAACAGAAGUGCAAGGAGGCGGAUGAGGCCGAGCAGUCCUUUGAACGGACAAGUGCUUCAGGCAACCAGAAGCAAACAGAAAAGAGUCAGAACAAAGCCAAGCAAUGCAGAGAUGCAGCAAAUGAAGCAGAGAACGUGUACAAACAGAACAUUGAACAGCUGGAUAAGGUCAGGACAGAGUGGGAGCAGGAACAUAUCAAAACCUGCGAGGUCUUCCAGCUCCAGGAGUGCGACCGCAUCACCAUCCUCCGGAACUCGCUGUGGGUUCACUGCAACCAGCUCUCUAUGCAGUGCGUGAAGGACGAUGAGCUGUAUGAAGAGGUACGGGUAAGCUUGGAGAACUGCGUUGUAGAGUCAGACAUAGACUACUUCAUUAAGAACAAAAUGACAGGAACACAACCUCCAGGUGCAAUAGGAUACGAGGAUUACUACAGCAGAGAACCAAACAGAGGUAACAGCAGCCCAACCCAGUCUUGUGGGAUGAUGAAGAGAUUCUCUGGACUACUGCACGGAAGCAGCAAGAACAAUGCUGAAAGCAUCACUCCUUCAGCCCCUCCUCUUGAGAAAGCAGAUGGGGUCUACGCAUCCAUUUUUGUAAACGAACAAGCAAGAAUCACAUCAUCACAGGACUUCAGAGUACUUUAUGACUACACAGCCCAAAACAUGGAUGAACUGGACAUCAACGAAGGAGACAUCGUAGCUGUCAUUGAAGAAAGCGAAGACGGCUGGUGGACAGCUGAAAGGAACGGGCAGCGAGGCUUUGUGCCAGGGUCUUAUCUUGAAAGGAUUUGAUGAAGAGUAGUCCCAACCCUCAGACUUUGAAAACGUUCUACUACUGAAAACAAAGAGCAUGCAGGGCUGCUGCAGCUGACCAAGGGCAACCCAUAAUACUGUCCUCUACAGUUACCAGUCAGGAUAUAACCAACUGACCAUUCUUUCCUCUUCCUUCCUACCCUGACCCUCCCUACCCCUGGCACCUUCUGGCCUACAUUGUCUGCAAAAACCGGCCCCACCUCAGUGAGAUGAGGACUUGGGUUUCUUAAAGAGUUCCUUCCCACUAUCCGCACACUGUGCCGCCAUCAGUGUUACAAGUCUUGGUAAGUCUGGGAGAAAAAUCCUGCCUAGAACUUAAGUACACUAAAGGAAAAAGAACAAAGAAGUAACCAUGGCUCUGCUCUGCACUGGACAGCAAAAAUAAGGACAGAUGAUGAGCCCAAGGUCUGCUUUUGUCUUGGUUGGAUAGUUUCUCUGACACCUCGCUGAGAUUUUUCAUGUUUAAAGGAAGAGGGGAAAGAAAAAAAAAAAAGGCAGCCUUCCAGCAGUGCUGCACUGCCCUGAUCUCUGUCCUUUAAGUAUGGCAAAGCAGUGUCAAACAUUCUCCUUCCAACUUCACUGUUCACUUGGCUGAUCCUUUCCUUCUCCUCCUCUGGCCACAGCUUUUUCAGUCUCUAUCUACAGCCUCUGUACCUCUGGGAGAGCUGGCACAGACCUGUCCUGGUUCCUUUCCAGUUCCUUGUGAUGUGUUUGCUCUACAACAAACCCUCUUUAGAGCAGCCGCCCUGUGCAGGUUCAUUGUACUUCACAGAUUACUGCUCUAUCAGUCUUUCUAGUCUAGUAUUUAGGAAUGUUUCCAGCCGCCACCGUACUUAUCAUGAGAUCAUUAAAUACUUUCUACCACUCCUCCUUCUUCAGCAUUUAUAUAUGGUUAAAUAUAUAUAUAUGUCAGCAGUUUAAUCUGAAGCAGAAAGCGUUAAUUCUGGGGCCAGAAUGACCUUGUUUGUAAAGGUUUCAGUUUUCAGUUUUCAAAAAUCGAACUAAGUCAAGGAAAAUGAGUUAAAUUGCUACUCAAAAAGGCAUGGAGCAGGGCGGAACUGUUAGCUAAGACAACAGAGGAACAGGAAUAUAGACAGGAGGAAAAGCCACGGCAUUCAAUUCAAUUGUCUUAAAUGAAACACAGCGAGGGUCAGAAGCACUUGCAUUAUCUUAUUAUAAUUUCUUGAUUCAGAAAUCAAAUAAAAACUUGCUGCAGCCCCUUUCUCUUUAUUUUCCUGCAGUCCUUUGCAUAGCACACUUGUCCUUCCCACAUUUCCCCAAGCUAUUAUGCAGCACAUCUGCAUCAAUGCUGAAGGGCUCUUAGUACCUCUCAUUAGAAGAGGCUCAGAGGUACUGCAGGGACUUGAUUGGCAUUUAUGGCACCAGAUUAUAUGAAGAGUAGUGCUCAUUCAGGCUGAGGAUGUCAAUGACAAGUUUCUGUGAACACAUCUGAAUUGAACAGUGAUAGAAAGAUGGUCCACAAUAGCCUUCAACUAGGCCACCACACUGUAAAUGGCUGCUGCCAGACAACUAUGACAGUUCCUUAUGUAUAGGGUGAGAGGAAACCUGAAGCAUGAGGGAUUUAAUACAUUUGCUUCUUGAGCACUGAGUCUUUCACACAGAGAACUGUAAUAAACAAAAAUAAAAUGAUAAUUAAAUAGGUAGUUAUUUGGCAGAUGAUCUUAAUUAAAGAGGAAUAACCCCCCCCCAAACCUUUAAGAUGCAUCUCCUCUAACUAUAUAUGACACGGACUCUACUGAGACUCCUCAUUUCUCUGGGGCCCAGACGGUCUCACACAAGACAUGACAAUACCCUGUCCUGGUUUCCCUGAAAUCCCGUUACAGACCAUCUUUGCCUACACAUCCCAUAUGGUCUACAUCAGCUGGCAGGCAGCUACUGGAACAGCGACUACUAUUUCUACUCCAUCAAAGCAGUUCAUAUUUUUGCUAUUUAAUUCAAGGAACUGGUUUCGUUUCUACCUAUCUUUUCUGCCAAGUUAAUACUGUUGCAACUGCAAGAGGCUAUAGAUAUUUCAAAGUUUACCUGCUGUUGCAGCAUUUGGAUCCCACAUGCUAAUUCCAGACUAUUCAGGAAAUGAAAAAGCAGCAGCAAUGUUUGCUCAUAAUUCAAUUCCUCUGCUUUACGCUGAAGAAUGUGGCUUAUAAGUAGUUACCAAGCCAUAGCUAUGCAGUUUGCCCCAUCAGUGUGUCGGCACUUGUCAGAGACAGAAGAUAUCAAAAAAUGCCCAUACCCUCUUAGUACACCCACACUUUGGGUGUCAUCCACCCCAGGCAAGAGGAAAAGCAGGAAGGUCAAAUGUAGGUUACUGCCCUAACAACAAUGUCACCUCUCCAGCCUGGUAACACUUUGGUAACAAAACUGAUGCAUUCAUUUAGUUUUCAGGUGAAACCAAAAUGGACCCUAUACAGAGGCAGACAUUCUUAAACUAAAUCCAACAUUUUUGGUUAAAAAUCUUUUUUGAUGAACACUUCUGAUAAGCCUCUACCUCCAGCCUGACUACCAAUUUUUGGCAAGGACGUACCAAGCAACACGUGUAGCCAGAGUAACAGUGGCACACAAAGCUUUGUCCAGUUAACUCUUAGUCAAGUUAAUUCCUAGCACACUUGUGAUAAGCGGACUACCUCUUUACUUAUGCUGCUUGUGCUCUGGAUGGGUUUACACACUAUAACUUGUUUCCAGUGAAAAUUUGCUUUUGCCAGCUGCUCUGCAAGGGGGAGCCUAACUACCCCUUUACAGCCUAUGACUAGUCUUCACAUAGAGUCAAACUAAUUCGAGCAAAUUUGCAAUAAAGUUACUGAGCUGUUUUUGACUAAGCACUGCAGGGUAGGCUUCACCUUGCACAACAAACAAUAAAUAUUUCAUGCUGAACAAUUUCAGACUUGUAACCUCUAGAAAUUUUACUAGGCCAUAAGAAACCUGCAGGCUUCUUCUUUCCAUUAAGAGGGACAAGAAAGAUUGGAGUCAUUACCCACACAGACCACAACAGAAAAGAAAGGGACUAUAAGGUUCAUACCUGCUGCUUUCCUCGAUGGAUUUUGCAUUUGAGCAAUGCGGUCAUGAGACUGCUGUAAAGAAGUGUAGCGGCAAUCUGUUUUAUUUUUACUUUAGCAGGAGCAAAAAUGCUAAAGUUGGAAGUAGGCACCCAAACCAGUAGCACCCUUAAACCAGACUCAGAUAUGCAUGUUAUUCUCCUUUACCAUGUUGUUAUUAAGAAGCAGGAAAGCCUGCUUACAUUAAUAUUUAACCAACAACAUCCAUACACAAUUAUGAAACGCCUAUAAGUGCAGUGUGAGGCCCAUCUCUGCACAAAACAGAUUUUAGCUUAAUUAAUUAGAUUAAUGUACCACUAAUAGCUCACAAGCCUGUUGUAAAAUUUGGGUCAAACAAAGCAGCAUCAGACUGGAGACACAGGGAUCCCCGAGCCCUAGCUCUGGGAUAGCCAGUGCAGUCAGGACUUAACCACAAAAAAAGGAGCUCCUGCUUAGCUUGCAGGUCCAUUGCUACCAACAGACAGCUUCUGGCAUUGUUUGCAACUACUCAGCUGAAAGAAAAAAACACAACCUAUUCUACAUUAGAUAGAACAGCCAGCAACACCAGGAACACAGUAGCUGCUAGAGGUUUUGGAGUGUUUGUCACCUCCUUGAGGAACCUGGAUUGAACUUUGUAUUAAGAAUAAUCCCAGCAUACUUCAGCUAAAGCAAUGACAGAUCAUAUACCUGAGAAAUAAACAGUAGCAACUCUUACCUUGGAUUCCUUCUUGUCUUGCUUCUUAAAAGGGUACAUUUGAGGUCUGAGGCUCCUCUCCAGAAGUAGUUUUCUAGGUGAACACUCCGUAUUGCAGCUUACUCACUCCCUACUGAAUGCAAUUUAAGUGGAAGCACACAGACACCAAGAAUAGAUUCAUUAUAAGCCAGGCAUCAGGUCAUAUCUGACUGUAGCUUGAUUGAGCAUUUAGUAACACCUAACCUAAGCACUGGGGGUAAAUGAAUACGCUUGCUUCUCUAGUACUAUGAAAUCUCUUGGCUGUAUGGGUAGCAGCUGGCUUACAGAACCCAGGAGAGCCUACAUCAGUAGUCCAUAAACACAGCCCGCUGCACUGAAAGAUUGCUGUUAACCUUCAGUGUAGACUGGCAACAACUCUGCACAGUAUAGAACAAACUGCCAAGGCUUGAAAAUCAGCCUCUGCUGCUCAAAACUACCUGCUCUCCCCUUGCUUUGUUGCUCUCCAGCCACAUAGCUACUAGUAUUUCAUGUGACCUCAAGCACAAACUACACUCAGUGCUAGUGAACAAGGAGAGCAAGAAAGUGCCCUGAGCUUGGCCUUCACUCCUCAGAUCCACAUCUUCUUGCUAGCAUGGGGUUAUGGGCAGGAGUGAGUGGCAAGGCCUCAUAAGUAAAUCAGAGGUGGCUGUUACAAAACAAAAUUAAAAACAUGAUUAGGGUCAGUCACUGCUAUCUACCAGCAAUCUUAAGCAGUCUCCUAAAUUAACUAGAGUUCCCAUCACAGGUGUUUUCUGUAGUGCAGCUGUGGUGUUGAGCAUGCUCACUGUAGGAGGGGCUAAAGGAGAGAGGAUGGCUGAGGAGUUGCUCCAUUUCUUUUCCAUUACUAGGAAGCACCCUGUAGAACACUGCUUUUAAACUGUUGGCUUUUGUGCCCCCCCUUUGUUUUUUUUUUUUGAGGAAGGAGAUAAAGGCCAUGACAGGCUUCUGGAAAGUAAAUAAUUGCUAGGAGUCUGCAGGGGCUGAUUGGUAGGUUUUUAUGGUGGGGGAAAAGAUACUUGUGUGGAAUAGAUUUUGGAAUAGGAACAGAACUUAGCAUCCUGUUAUGACUAGGUUAUUAACAAAAUGAAAACGCCCCCUUGAUAGAGACAAAGCUAACACUGGGGCCAGAAAAGUACUUUUAGUCAGACUGCUUGUUAGUGAUUAUCCGAUUUCAGUGGCCAACUCACAUUUUGGAUGAGAGAAGCUCAAGGUCACAGUUACCUUCAGACUUAUGCACUCCUGGCUCACACACAGUGCCAACUGGAUCUGUUUCUGGAAUGGCCAGAUAAUCAUACUUCUAUCACAUUAGCCAGUGCACAUAGUACAAUGUUCAUCCUGUCUUUCUAACAGCUGUUGAAGGGCUGAUGACACCUGACCUGGCAUAAAGUUGCUUGGUGCAAAGUGAAGAGCAAAUCUACAGCCUGUCACUGUUGUGUGUCAUGUAGCUGCAGCAUUUCUGUCUGGCACAAGGGCCCCAAAGCCAGAUUUACUGUCUCACUGUGUCCUGAUCCAAGGCAUAGACUAAAUACUAGUUGUAGAUAUAAAACUAAUAGAAACCACUGACAUCUCCCAGCUAUCCUUCAGCAACAUCAGGAGAAAUCAGACUUGACAUGCCUGAAAUUUCUAAGGGGAAAGACAAAACCCUUCAAAACCAGUGGGCAAACAGAACUGGGCUUUAAAUGUAACUAUCAAUUUAUAGCCCAGGAUUUCCAUGUAACUUCUGGAUGAUGAAGAGGGUAUAAAGACACCAGGGGUGGGGUAGAGGGAGAGGUAACAUAUCCUAGGGGGUUCUGUGAAAUCAGAAGGAAUUUUACUUAUCAGAUUUAUAAGAGACAAUGUUGUACAUAUUUGAAAACAUAACACAGCUUCGCUGCCCCUACAAUAAUUCAAUUAAAUGACCAAAUCACAGGCAGACAUACAGAGAAGUAACCAGCAGGUUAAGUGGUACUAUACUGAAUGAACUAUGAUUGCAUCAGUGGUGUUUUGACAACCAAAUCCUGUUUCACCUGACAGAAGACAAAUGUUGUCAUUUGUUGUAGCCCCUGUCUCAGGGACUCUGGACACCUGGGGAAGCUGAAAAAAAUCUAGCCUAAACUUGAAUAAAAUUUCCUGAGUGUGGGAUUACACUUCCAAUUGUUUGAAGAACCCAUGCUAAACCCCUUUAAAAACAAACAAACAAAAAACACAAUAAAACAAAACAAAUGUAUUUGCUUUGUGAAGCAAAGGUAUGUCUUCUCCAAAGUCUCACACAUCAGUUUACCCAUCCAUCAUCGGGAGUUUGCUAUUUUGACAGCAUCACCUGACAAGCCUUCUGGCAUGCUACGUAUUUCUGUGAUUGUUCAGUCCCAGACUCACUCUGAACAAGUAACUGAGCAGUGGAGGAUGGUCAGAUCAAUAUUCACAAUAAAAAAUCUUGUACAAAAGGACAACUUGUGUUAUAUACACACUGCCAUUGCUUGAUUUGCAGUGAUACUGCAUGGCUUUUGGGAAAGGGGUUGCAGACAUGAGAUAACAUUCACAGUCAAUGUAGGGAGCAGGGGGAGGGGGCUGAGUACAUUCCCUUCCACUUCGCAAGGGCACAAAUGCUCAACAGCUGCAUUUAAGGAAGAAUUGUUCUGAAAUUUGAAACUGAGAAUGGUCUGUGCAGGAACUUCUUGGGAAAGUGAUGAACUUUAACCUUCCCAGGAUAAGAGUGUUAACCUAAGUGUGAAAGGGAAAGCUUUCAAUGGACUGACAGACAUGAGAAGUGCUUUGUCUUUAGAGCCCGGCAGCACAGCCCUCCUUGUGUUUGAACUGCUGUGAGGAAGGGAGGCAUGGGCAGCAGUGACUUUGUUCUGCCCUAAGUGGCAGCUAAAGGUUUUACUGCCAUCACUGCUCAAGUCCGGGAUUCAAACCCAGAAGAGAUGCCAUCUUCUAGAGGUAGAAGAAACGCAUCCACCCACUCUAGGGUCCUGUGAAAACACGGCUUACCUGUCAGCGUCAGCCCUAAAUUUAUGUUUGUUCCCAUCUUGUGUCCUAUAUUCUCAACACCCCAUUUCUUGAUGCUGACACCUUUGGUUUCCACCCGUGUGUUACAACAUUGCCAGGUUAAAAUGGCAGCUUUUGUGCUCUUAAAUGGAUAUUGCAUUCAAAGUGUAAGAGCACAGUACAGCGCUAGGCUGCUCUUAGCAACAAGCAUUGUUUCCAGGUAUUGGGCAUUUUCCAAAUCCUGAAAGUACCUUCCAGGAACAGGGCUGCCUACUACUGCUAUAGAACCUGCUGAGAAAUAACCUUGUCUGUAGCCUGUUUGGUUGAGGCCUGAGUACAGAUCUACACAAGGCAAUCUUUACCAAGGGCAGCUUAUCCUUCUCUAGCAAUUGAGAGCAUUUCAACACUACCCCACUUCACUUGAUUUGCUAGCAGCCUCAUUCAGUGGCAAGCAUUAUUUAAUAUCUACUGCUUCUUCAUUCCAGGUGAGAGAAUGAGAGAAACACUUCAGAGUUUUGCUCAAAAGCAGUUUUCCCCGACUGAUUCCGUUCUUGCUUUGGUCUACAAAACAGACUGCUUUUGCAUGCAAGGAAUCAUAGAUGCUCUCAAGCACCUCAAAUGUCAGAGAUUUGCUUAAGCACUUAAUUUGCAUGAAGGAAGUGAGUUCUAGUUCUUCAGUCACAGCAUAAUUCUAGCAAAGGUCUGACAGCAGCUCAUCCUGGGAAGAGCUCAAGUUAAUCUCUGAAAUGGGCAGAAGCCCAUUUGGUCAAAGAGGCUGCUGCUCAAAGCACUACACAUUGAAGAUGAAAGUAAAGCUGUUCCUUCUCCAGAGCAUCAACAGCAAUAACUCUUGUGGCCCCACACUACUAUGACUCACCAGUUGCAACCCAUUUUUGCAGGCUUUCCUCUGGCAGAGAAUUUAAUCUCAUAAAGCUUUGAUUGGAAACAUGAUCACUCAGGAGAAGCUGGGUAGAAGAAACAGGUGAGAGAAGUGUUAUCCAUUGUGGAGCACUUAAAGUUUUGAAACUUUGCAGUAGUCAUCCUUGGCUUGCUCUGGCAGGACAACCUAGAUCACCAAGUCAAUCCCUGUUAAGUUGCCAGACUUGAAAUCUUAUUUGCAUGGUUCAAGUGGUCUACCAAAACCUGGCCAUGCUUUUAGGCUGUGGGUUAGCUGUACUUUACAUCCAUCUGCAGCGUAAAUACAUCAUAUGAAAUACAGCUGGACAGCUACGCUGGGGUCCAUACAUGGAGGGAACGACCACCAUCAGGCACAUAUCCAGCAGAGGCUAUUGCAGUCACACAAUUACAGCCAGUUGACCACAGCAGGACUAAUUCAGAUUGGACUAAGCAUGCAUCAUGAAACAAACUACCACAGUGAGGAAGUGAAUAAACAGGUGGACAAAAUGUGCAUCCCACAUUUACCUCUGCUACCCCAGCCAGCUGUCAGGAUGUUAUUAAAACUGCCUGGGAUGUAACAUGUGCAAGCAGCAGCUGCACAGCUGUGCUUACCUAGCACUCUGUUCCUCAUUCUAGCAAUAAGUAGCCUGGGAUUAAACCUUCCUUUUGAGCAGUAAUCCUAGUGAUAUGCUACGUGGAAGGAAACGUUACAGGACUACUUCAGCAUUUUUUUGGAGAUUGCCCUUUCACCUGGUAGUAGGAGAGAAAGGCAAAGUUUGCACCACUGCUACAUAUGGGCACAGGUCUUUUUCAGGGCUGCUUGCACACAGGCAAAUCCUAACACUGUCACAUCAAUAUCAGAUCAUACCUAGACUUCCCAACAAAGCAGCAGCAUAACUUGUAUAUUGUCACUGAUUUUUGCUCUCUCCUGAACAAUAUCACAAAAACCAAGCUGAACAAAUAGCAAAUUCACAAAAGACAACCCUACAAAGGAAACAAAAGAUCUGCUGAAGCAGGCUAGAAAUAUGAGAGAGAAUGUGAGACUAAGGGAAACAGGAAAAGACUGUUAGGAUCUCAUCAACCAACAGCUGUGCACAGCCCUUGGCAGCCAAAUACCAUUGCUACUUUAUAGGCCACUGCAUCAAGCUCCGCAGUUUGUCAGGUAGGGGAAGCUGUAUCCUAGCACUAUUUCAGACAUGCCUUGAUAUCAGUUUGUUUUUAGCAGCUUCCCAAGCAUACAAUACAUUUUAAAAAGAUGCUGCCCCAAAAAGACUUUUCCACCUACUCAAUGCAGCUCCAGAGGGAACAGACCAGCUGUAAGAAGGUACAGAGGUACAGCACGGAGAAUAUUAGCAAGCUGAGACUUUAAAAGGAGAUUUGGAAGUGGAAGUCAGCUUAUAUGUAGAAGGGGCAGCUGCUCCAACCACUGACAACGGCAGUGAAGAGUGAAAACUUAAACACAAUUUGGAGAUUCAAGUGGCAGUCUGCUAAGCACUGCAUUCACACAAGUACGUGCAAAUGCUAGAGGAUACGGCGCGCAUGAAAGACUAAGACCCGCUGCACUCAGAGACUUCUAUUACUUUUCAGUGGGAUUUUAUCUAAGGCUUAAACUUCAGUUGGUUACAAACUCCACUAACUCUUUAUUGCAGAGGCUAUCACUAUAUCUGUUUUAACAAGUAGUAUCUCAAAUGUCAUCUGAAACUCCAAGUACAAAAAAAAUCAAGACCUGUCAUCCUCCCGCUACCAAGACAGAUUUAGUUACUUUUACUAACAUUAACUAGCACUUAUUAGGCCUUUCUUUUCCCAGUUAAUAAACCCAAACCUGACCAUACCUUACGGGACUACAUGGCUUGAAUGCAGCUCUCAUAUUCUCACAAGCCACACAUUGCACUUCUGAAAGUAAAGCACAGGACUUGCAUGCCAAAGCAUUUAAAAGUAAUUCUAAUAGCAGCAAGAAGAUAGAUUUAUGUGAAAGAAAAAACACCACCACCCCAAAGGCAAUUCUAAUCUCAUGUUAAAAAGCUCUGGUUCACUUGAGGCUCCCUGACGCAAGCUACAUGCUUGUGUACUCCAUGGAGCACCUACACAUUCAAUCAUUCUUUGAAUAAUUUCUUGUGCAGUCUGCACAGGGACCUCAUUUCCUCUUCAACAGGAGACACCAGACCCAGGUGGUUUGGCUGAGCAGCCAUUUCAACUACGCAGCUAUGGUGAAGUAAACAUACUGCUAUUUGAAACUGGAAAUUGAACUACUGUCAAGCAAUACAGAACAGAUCUACCCACUCCCCUUAAUGAAAACCCAAACCUUCUGCCAUCUGAAUCACCCAACAUGGCUAGUAUUAACAGUUUCACUGGCUGAACUAACAGUACAAGUAAUAGAUGCUGAGAAGUGGCUAGACUUCAUAGAUAGCCUUAUCAUUAUCUGGCAGUGCAGUGAAACAUGAAAGUGUUAUCAAUGUACUACAGUGUAACCAGUCCUACAGAGCUUCUAUCAAGUCUAUCAAUGGGGUACCAAAAGUCAUUUAUUAGUUCUAUAUUUCCUAUGCUCUAAGAUCUUACUGCAACAGAUCUGAUUCCUGGUAGACACUGCAUAAGUCAUAGCAGACAAAGUAAGGGAAUAAGAACACCCUAUUGUGUAUUCAAGAAAAGUACACAGAAGAAACCUCUUGGGAGCAGUCAACAUAACUGCAUCCAAAAGCUCAGAAAUGUGACAUUUAUAACUUGUCAAAAAAAAGUAGGAUUGCCUUGUGUCCAGCUACAAGAUAAUCUAGAGGAAACACAAACAGGAAUUCCUAGAAUGCUGCACUUUUAAACUAGUGAAACAUACUGAUGCUGUGCCUGGAAGAAGAAAGCAAAAAAAGUUAAUCAGUGAUACUAAAUUGAAGGAGAAAUCAAGAAUUCAGGUUUAAAAUGUUAAUGAGAAUGGUACUCAUUCUCAUUACUCAGCUUCAAGUAUGUAGCUAGCGUACACAGGAAAAAGGCUGAGAGAAAACGAUAGAGGAUCACAGUGCAGACCAGAGAAAUACUGAGCAAGACAGAUUAACACAUGGCUCUGGUAGAACCUACACUAGAAACUACAGCAAUAUUGAGCAAACCAAACUGGCUGUUACUGGAAGCAGUGUACCUGUACUUCAUGAAGCACAGGCUAUUUUACAGUAUUUUUCUCAGUAAUAUUAAGUAGCUGCUACUAAGUUGUGUGCUGCCAUACCUCAGUUCCCUUUAAUACUUGAGCUUAUUUUAAGCUAGUAGUGGAGUUAAUUUUGUACUGCACUGCAGAUUCAAGUCCUGCACUAAACAGGAUUCAACAGUAACAGCUAGAUAAACUUGCAGCUGACCAUCUACCAUAAAACACUACUCCAUCCUGCUCACACAAGUUUAUUUUUUUCUUAGAUGGACAAGAAGCUGUUUUGUUCAUUAUGACAUUGAAGUCAAUACUGGAAAAUACUGUCUUGAAUGUUUACAGGAGCCUGAGCUGUUUCCAUGUAACUUCAUUUAAGGAGUCGCAAACCAGGUAACAAAGAAGAAAAUCUGCUUAUUUAAGUGUUACUUGACAGACUUGUGCUAUUAAGACCUUUCCACCAUGAUCUAACAAUAACGCAGUUUCUUGCUCAACAGCAAAAGCCACCUAAUCGUGUUGGGAUGUGGGUCUUUGACUCCGGUGAAGACUUUUCAACACAAACCUUACUUACACUGUUCAGCAAUGAGUGAAGCAGAAAGGCAUAGAGCUUCAGCAGCUCGCUAAAGAGAAACAGCUCCUAAUAGCACGCUUUUUCCCACAGGACAGAAAUCUGGUCUUCUGCUGUCAGAGCACAUGAAUAGUUUGUUAAGAGCACGGUUUUAUUAACAUUAGCAGACAGCCUGGAAUACAGUAAUCUGUUUUAAAACCUGCCCUGGUCUGAUUCUUACAACCCAGAGUUAUCUCAGUCUCAUUAGUCUGGGAUCUUACCAAGCAUGUGUAAUAUAUGGAAUACAACAUGAUGCACAUAACCCUUAUUCAUCCACUCUCCUGACAGUUGAUUGUUAGCAGGCUUAUUUCCCACAUUCACUGAAUUUAAUACUAGAGUCCCAGGAGGCCUUUCAGGUUAUUAUUAACCCACAUAUAAUCCUAAGAAUGAAAACCUAAUAGCAUAUUAUCUGCAACCCACAUUUAGAAAUUAACAGAGCAGUCCACAAGCAUGCUUCUACAGUACCGAAACAUCUCUAAAACUUAAAUCUCUCAGGUCAUAUUGGCCUUAACAUCAUUAACGCACAUCAGAAUUCCCUUUUCCUAAGUGACAUUUCUUUGGGUAUCUGAGAACGUUACAUUGCCAUCAAUUUGGUGGAACAAAUGUAGUUUGCAUGAUAAAGCACAAUCAACCACAGUAGAAGUUCUUAACAUUCCUGUCUUCUGCAAAGAAUGUUGUAACUGAAACCAUUGAAAGCAGAGCAGUGACUAAGUAUCUGAGUAUCAUAAAGCAGAUUAAUGUGUAAUUAAGACGCAGCAGUUACAAUAUUCAUCCCCCACUGUUGAGAAAUGACAGAUUCUUCCGGAAUGGUAUUCACAAAGUGUUUCCUUUCCACAAAGUUUAACUAUGUUGUACUGUUUCAAAUAAAAAGUAAUGUGACAAACAAGCUUCCACCAAACCUUAGAUGACCUCACUUAGAUCUCUAAGACAGAUGCUUUCAUAUACGAACGGUUACACUUCCAGCACAUGAGGAUACCAUUUGAACAUAUACAUAGGAAUCUUAAACAGAAAACCAGACAUGUUUAUAGGGAGGAUAUACAGAGAUUUAUUUAAUCAGGUUUACUAUUUACAGUUGAGAUCACUUUCACAUACUACUUUGCUACUCUACAUGGCUACAUUAUUUCCAAACCAGUUUAAGAUCUACAGUCUACAGUUCACUCAACACAUAAAACUGCUCUUCAUAGAAAAAAAUGAAAUAUUUCAUUAUAGAACAGUAGUGCAUACAUUAUACUCCUGAAAAGCCAGCUCGUAUUUUAAAACACUAAUGCUUGAAAGGUUUGAUCUCUGAAGGUCAAAACUUAGUCUUAUGUACCUAAAAUUUUGGUUAGUUUUUUUGUUGUUUUGUUUUUACCAUUAUAUAUAAAGUUUACUGGACUUAAGUGUUUUUUUU